GGCUACAUCACUGCGAGGUGGGAUCUGGUUACUCGACUUUAUGACCUUGCUAUCUUUGCUUGGGACCACGGAGUCGUCGCGCGUACAGCAAAAGGCUUUGCAAUCCUCUCUCUAUUCUUCUUCCUGUUCAUCAUACCAAUCGAAAGACUCGCGUCAAGGGAGACCGACCUGCAUCCAAGGUCUGCGAGUGCAGGAAUAUCCGCUCGGGAACAAUUACGACGAAGAGGCUCCUUCUAG
This is a messenger RNA of Mollisia scopiformis, 237 nucleotides long. RefSeq lists its product as uncharacterized. The record is from RefSeq and is a predicted model, not a curated record. Lineage: Eukaryota; Fungi; Ascomycota; Leotiomycetes; Helotiales; Mollisiaceae. The annotation marks the transcript as partial. The transcript is spliced from 3 exons.